This is a messenger RNA of Trichoderma reesei QM6a, 1983 nucleotides long. RefSeq lists its product as uncharacterized. The record is from RefSeq and is a predicted model, not a curated record. Gene Ontology annotation, cellular component: nucleus. The transcript is spliced from 6 exons. Gene Ontology annotation, biological process: positive regulation of transcription by RNA polymerase II. Gene Ontology annotation, molecular function: transcription cis-regulatory region binding; DNA-binding transcription factor activity. Lineage: Eukaryota; Fungi; Ascomycota; Sordariomycetes; Hypocreales; Hypocreaceae. Bases 1 to 1983 code for a protein of 660 amino acids.
AUGGGCGACUACUAUCAUCAGUUUCUGACUACGGUGUCGGGAGAAGGCUAUCUGCCUACGAGCCCCGAUGAGGCGAAUCCGGUCUUCGUGCCCGGAGUUUCCCUACCAUUAUCAACCCCUCCACUACGUUCUCCGUUUUCUACCAGCCCUGGAUUCUUCUCGGGAUACGUGGAUCCUGCUUUUAUCAAUGGGCACAAUAAUGUGUCCAAGGCAAACAAGAGCCGGCGGCGCUCAGCUGCAAGCCAGGGCGGGAACGCAGACCAGGUCAAGCACCGCAGGACACGAUCCGGCUGCUUUACGUGCCGGACACGCCGAGUCAAGGCAAGUCAAAACGCAGAGACUGGACAUGCAACUUUGGCUGCAGGAAAGGAAGCCGAGAUUGCACUUGGCCCGACCCCGAAGGAAGGGUCGUCCGCCCAGCAUAGAAGCCCCGCAUCUUCCAAUGACGCAGAAGAGGAAGAUACGGAGCCAGAAGCAAAGCUUGGGACCAUUCCUGAUGACGAUGAACCCGAUAAGCCACCCAGGCGGACCUCGAUGUCCGAGGGCUACAAGAGCGCAUCACCUUCGACCUCUACCGCAACGACAGGGAGCUGGACGCCUGCUGGCCACCAAGGAGCGGAAGCUAUUCUGGCGGGAAGCGGAUAUUCGUCUUUGCCAAAUCUGCCGCAAGAUCUUCAAAAUUAUCUCCAGUACUUCGAGGAGAAUAUGACAAACUACCACUACGGUUUGGCAGUUGACGAAGACGACUUUUUCAGUACUGAGCUCCCGAAGGUGGCCCUGCAAUGCGAGCCACUGCUCAAUGCCCUCGUUGGGUUUGCCGCGUACCACGUCACCUUGCGAAAUCCAAAUGGAGAGCUCAAAGACUUCCUCCAGUAUUACAACCGGGGUGUGACUGAGUUGCUGAAGCUUUUGGCAAAGGGGGAAUGCAACGUGAUGGUGCUGUUGACGAUAUUGCAGCUGGCAACUAUUGAGGAGUAUCUCGGAGACUGGGUGAAUCUCAUGGGGCACCAGAAGGCCGCAUACGAAGUUCUUACCCAAAUCUACACCCCGCUGACGGUGAUGGAGACGUCGAUCGGCCGAAUGUGUUUCAGCUGGUACGCCCGAUUUGAUAACAUUGUUGCUCUCAUGGGUCGAAUCCCCACCGAGAUACCCCGCGUAUGGUUCACGUCCAUGAUCACGUAUUAUCAAAAUCAGAUUGCAUGUAACCCCGAGGAUUUGCGUUGGAGAAUCGAAGAUCGCUCCGCUCGACUGCGCCUCAUCUCUUGGGACAUGUCUAUCCUAUACGCGCGUGGGAGCGCAAAACAAAUUUCAAAGUCUGAUUACGCCAACCAGCACAGCUAUCUGACCGCGCAACUUGAGGAAUGGAAGGCAACCUGGGACCCGGCACUUUGCGAUGAACAGUUUCUCGUUACCGACUUCAACUGGCGACUACCGCUCAACUCGGAUGACAUAGUCGAUCCAUACCGUCCCGGCUUGCUCUACGACCAUCCCCUAUUCAACAACACCGUCAUCACAAUGGAAUGGCAUAGCAUUCUCAUCAUGCACAAAACUCAGUCUCCCGAACUCUCCAAGGAGGAGCUAUUCACGGAGGUUUCAAGUCAUGCGUUUGCCGUGUGCGAGCUCUUUGAGUGUUUGGAAUUCUGGCCAGAUCUGCCACCUGGAGCGUUGAUAGCAGUGCAGCCAUGUUUGGCGAUUGCAGCGCUUUUUUUGCCGCAUGACCCGAGUCAUAACAUGUGGUUGAGGCGGAAGUUUGCCCUUUUAGAAACUCAGGGGCAUAUCAAUCCCGUAUCUCGCCGUGAAAAGAUGGCCCAGGUCUUCAGGGAUCCCUCGUGCGUCCGGUGGUGGUUGCCCAACGACGAGUUCUUUACGCCGAUCCUUCAGAGUAUCAGAGCCUUUGCAGACGAACGAAACGCCAAGGUGCUGAACAUGCGGCAGCAGUCAAUACGCGACGUCAAACACCUCUUUGAUAAACUCUCCCUUUAA